AUGUCACGCAGACAAGCGAAGGGCGACUAUAUCGAGACUGACAGCGGAAACAAAGUCUCCCGGAAGGCUAUGCUGCAGGGCACGCAGAACAUCAUGCUCGGAGGCAAGGCCGUCAUCCAACCCGAGGUCAUGAUACGCGGCGACCUCGUCAGAACAGCCCCCUCGUCAUCCUCCAGCGGAGGUCCCGCCAGCUCCACCGCCGUCGCCAUCGGUCGAUACUGCUUCCUCGCGCGCGGCGCGCUGCUGCGGCCGCCUGGCAGGAUCUACAAGGGGACGUUCACGUACAUGCCGCUGCGGAUGGGGGACCACGUGUAUAUUGGUCAGAGCACGGUGGUGCAGGCCGCGACGGUCGGGAACCACGUCCACAUUGGGAGGGACUGCACGAUCGGGGAGUUCGCCAUCAUCAAGGAUUGCGUGCGGAUUCUGGACGGCACCAUUGUGCCCCCUCACAUGGUCAUACCGAGCUUCUCCAUCGUCGCUGGGCAGCCUGCCAGACUGAUUGGGGAACUCCCUGAGGGUGGGAGUCUGGAGGAUUUCGAACUACGCGAUCUCUACAAGUCUGUUGGGAACAACCCCCAGCCACCUGCCCCAUGA
Clonostachys rhizophaga is the source of this 594-nucleotide messenger RNA. Lineage: Eukaryota; Fungi; Ascomycota; Sordariomycetes; Hypocreales; Bionectriaceae. The record is from the annotation of a GenBank genome assembly.